GCAGACGCCGAGAGAGACGCGAGUUUCUGGGGAACUAGAUAAAGCGGGUGUGUACCGCCCUACAGCACUGUCAGUGUGUGAAGUUUUUGCUGUUGGUGUUGCUUUUCGCAACUUGUUCGCAGCCGAUCAUGGAUUGCGGUGUGGUAACCUCCAAAGGUGUUCUGCUGUUCCUCAGCCUUGUUUUCUGGGCUGCAGGGGCUGUUCUGACUUAUGUGGGAGCCGUCUUGUUAUCCACCUAUAAGAACUACUCAAACUUCUUUGAGGACAAAUAUGUUGUGUUGCCAGCUUUGGUGAUCAUUGCUAUCGCCCUUGUAAUGUUUCUCAUUGGGUUCAUUGGAUGCUGUGCAACUCUAAGGGAGUCUCGCUUUGGAUUGGGAUUGUUCAUGCUUGUACUGUUCAUCAUCUUUGCUGCAGAAGUUUCUGCCUUCGUUUUGGGAUUUCUCUACAGAGGAAAGAUGCAUGAAGGUGUGGAUAAGACAAUGACUGAUGUCUUUUCAAAAUAUAAUGGAAAGAAUAGUGCAAGUAAGGCUGUGGACUUCCUGCAGAAACAGAUGGCAUGUUGUGGGCUGAUGAACUACACCACCUGGGAAACCACUGACUGGUUCAUCAAAGGGAACAAGACAUUCCCCCUCAGCUGCUGCAAGCAUCAAUUCUCCAACUGCACAGGAAGCCCAAGUCACCCUGAACUCCUUAAUACAGCAGGAUGUGAAAUGAAGUUGGAGACUGGCCUCGAAUCCAUUUUGAGUUAUGCCAUGCUAGUUGUUCUGGGAUUUGCCAUAAUCAAGUUUUUUGGAAUGAUCAGCAUCUGUGUGAUUAGCUGCAGACGAAAACAAACCGAUUACCAACCACUUCCUUCAUCUGGAAUAUAUGCAUGAGAACUUUUCUAGAAGGCAUCUGGCUAUUAACUAACUUGAUGACACCUAACACUGUUAAUUGUUUAAACCCACCAAACUGAAUUGAUAGCUUUCAUUUUUAAUAGAAAAUAUCACCACUUUUACAUCUACACAGUUUGCAAAGUACACUACUUUGCAACAAGAACAUUCAAUGGAGGUUACAGUCUCUAAAAUACUUGUCUUUUUGGUUUAUAGUUUUUGAUUGUAGCUUUGUAACUUGGAACAUGAGAAUUAGAACCAUGUACACUCUCUCCUAAAUGUAUUAAAACAUAAGUGCUGAUUUGAUCUAAGCAAACAAUUUCUGUAGGGUGGAGGUGCAAAGAAUAGGGGGUUAACCACAAUUUGGACUACUUUAAAUGACCUACCAUUUUGGUUUUUGCUUUUUCCCUGCUUGAUAUGGGUCUAGACUUGACCACCAAGGUGGAUCUGGCUUUUAUUUUGCACCUGUAUUAAAGGCAAUCAGUCACUUUCUAGGUUUUAAAUAACUGAAAUCUUCCUAUGGUCACUACACCAAGUAAAUGCAUGUAAAAAUUUCAUUAACUUUCAAAUAUUUAAUUUCUACUUUAACUGCUCACUGUCAAAUCAGCAAUUGGUGACCCAGCUGUUUGGAUCUGAUAUUCUUCGUUAUGAAUGACUUAAUCUUGUCAUCUCCAGGGUAAAUGUAAAUUUCCAACAGCUCUUUAAAUCUGUGCAUCCUGCUCUUAAAUUCAAGAUACCAGUUAUCAACUUUAUUUGCCCUUCUACACUUAUCAUAGUAAAUGGUGUCAAAUUUUGGUCUGAAGUGCAAUUGGGCAUUUGAUGAUGAAUAUUCAACAUGCAGUGUGGUAAAUCAUACUUCAGUGGUGGUAAUAGAGGAGGAGAAAUGCACUUGUACAUGCAUGUCAUCUACCAUCCCAGCUUUUCCACUCACUAAGCUGAACUCCUCGAAUAUCUAGCAAAGAUCUGUUGCAGCUUGGAUGCUAACUAGUAACUGAAAUCAAUCCUUGUCUCAUCAAUUUUUUAUUUCACUGAGAUGGACCAAGAUCAAAAAGCUCAAAGCAAGGCUUGUUGGAAAUCAAAUCCAGGAGACUCUGACCAGCUUUCUGCAACAGAUGUAAAGUAAAUGAUUUUUGUAGCAAACACCUUUGGAAAAGUAUUGAUGUGGUGUUGUGAUUUUAGUGUUCUCUGAAUAAAUGACUUAAUAUUUUGUGUA
Molecule: messenger RNA, 2085 nt
Organism: Stegostoma tigrinum
Lineage: Eukaryota; Metazoa; Chordata; Chondrichthyes; Orectolobiformes; Stegostomatidae
Gene: tspan36
Product: tetraspanin 36
Exons: 7
Coding region: 129-875 (248 amino acids)
Biological process (GO): protein localization to plasma membrane; protein maturation; regulation of vascular endothelial growth factor signaling pathway
Cellular component (GO): membrane
Source: RefSeq, a predicted model, not a curated record